This is a messenger RNA of Phaeodactylum tricornutum CCAP 1055/1, 5133 nucleotides long. RefSeq names its product Mer3 meiotic cross-over helicase (gene MER3). The record is from RefSeq and is a predicted model, not a curated record. The transcript is spliced from 3 exons. Lineage: Eukaryota; Bacillariophyta; Bacillariophyceae; Surirellales; Neidiaceae. Gene Ontology annotation, molecular function: nucleic acid binding; ATP binding. Bases 1 to 5133 code for a protein of 1710 amino acids.
AUGAGUGAAACAAUGCUGAGUUCGGACGAUGAGUCGAACGAGGCCAACCUCAUUCGGGACAAGCUCAAUCGUCUCUUGGAACAACAACAUUCGUCGUCGCCUAAUAGUGAUCAUUGCAGCAGCACUAGUGGUAGCGGUGAUUCGAUUCGUUCAGGUGAGAGCAGCGACAGCGGCUCUUCAUUUAACAAUGAAGUAAAUCUCGACACCGCAUUGCUGGUAUCCUCCUCGGAUUCCAAAUCACUCGACCACUCAAAUUCGGGCGCCACGUAUGCCCAGCCUCCAUUGUGUGACAACAAUCCUCUUUUUGAAUGUGACUCGACGGGUGACGACGGUACCUUUGAGUCGUCAACUCUUCUGUACCGUUCGGCGAGCUCUCCCGCGUCUCGCCAUCACGAGUUGGGUGGUGAUCGACUCAAUUCCGAAACCUUUUCCAACAGUAAGGUUGCUUCUACCUAUAAAGUCAGUGAUGCGUUAAGUCCUUUGAGCGACACCAAUUUUGCCGCGCUAGAGAAGCAAGAGGACUGUACUACAGUGAGGCACAAGAUAACAUCGUUCGACCACAGUUCGCUACCUUCCAGAAAGUCGGUUUCCACCAGCAAUGCGGGUCAGAAUCAAGCUUUCCCCCGCAGUCCCCCCUGUGAGAUGAGUAACACGACAUACGGAAAUACCGACGUACCGAACGAAGCGUCCGAGCUGAGCCAAAACAGUUUCCUCCCUUUGUCUUGUCCGAUUGCUUCAACCCACUCGUCCAACACCGAGAAACUCCCAUGGCAAGACCCUGUCCCAGCGUCAACCGAGACUACCUAUUCACCUGCAAAGAUCUCUUCCAUCGAAAAAAUGACCGACGGCAGUGAUGAAAUGGAAGUCAUUCUUCGUGAGGCGGAGCGAAUCACCGACGGGAAUGAUUCGAUUGCAGUGCACUCUAGGUCGUCAGCUCCAGCCGACGUACACAAUGAUUCUUCCGCCGUGUCCUGCUCGUCUUUUUCUUCGCCGAUGCCUCGAAGUUCGAUUUCGACGCCAUCAAGUUCAAUCACUUACCGUCAAGCUGUCCAAUCAAGCUUUCCUUCACAGGUGAUGGCAUCGAACCUACGAAAACCAAGCCAAGACUGCCAUGCAAAGAGUUCAAUCCCGACGACUUCAGAUCAUGGCUCGCGCCCACUCGAGUCGCCGUGGAAACUUAAGCCGAGUACUUUGAAUUCAGCUUCCAUGCUUGACGUUGAAUCUGGUCAGCUUCCUUUGGGAACGACCAGCAUGGAUCCACAUAAGAGCCGGAAAAUUUUCGACUAUGCUCAUAGGCCUCUCGACAAAACUCAGUUAGCCGAGCGGCCAACCGAAGUAGAGCCUUUCUUGUACGCUCCUCCAACUAAUCAUGAGAUUCACGAACCUAUGGUCCAUUCCUUUUCGGCUAUAAAUCGCCCUAUCCAACAUCGGAACAAAAUUCCAGUGCAAAACAUUUUUCAAGGGUCUGUUGUGCAAUUUUGGAAGUCGAAAUUCGAUACGUUCAACUAUUUACAGUCUGAAAUUGCAAAUCCGCUUGCUUACAGUGAUGACAACAUGGUUGUCUCAGCUCCGACUGGUGCUGGAAAGACGGUCGUCUUCGAAAUGGCUAUGGCACGAUUCUUCAGCACGGAUUUGGUCGCUCAGAAUCAUCUAUACCACGGUAGACAAAUCAGCAAGCACCGCAAAAUUGUAUAUGUCUCGCCUAGCAAAGCUCUCUGCGAAGAGAGGUAUGAAGAUUGGGGGCGUCGUCUGUCCGGCAUGAAUUUAGGUGUGGAAGUGAGCCUAAUCACGGGUGACGGAGACCCGAGCGAGUCCUUCCGUGAUCUGGCGUCGUCCCACCUGAUUCUAACCACGCCGGAAAAAUGGGAUAGCCUGACGAGACGUUGGACCGAAAAGUUUUAUCUCUUUGCCACAGUCAAGUUAUUUCUUGUAGAUGAGGUUCAUUUGAUUGCAGACGAAAACCGGGGAUGCACUUUGGAAUCUAUCAUCUGUCGCAUGAAGUCAAUACAACGAGCCGCUCGAAACAAAGAUACAACUUCGUCCGACGUGAGCACGUCGAGGUCUUGUAUGAGAGUAGUGGCCGUUUCCGCAACGCUGCCGAAUAUUGCUGAAAUUGCAACUUUUCUGGGAGCAAACGAAGCAUAUGUGUUCGACCAAACCUAUAGACCUGUUCCCUUGGCAGUACAUGCUAUUGGUGUCGGGUUUGUGGGAGAUAGUAGCCAAUCCCAGUAUCGAUUUUGGAGUGGAAUGGACCGCGAAGUCCCGCAGAUUAUCCAUCGCUUCUCCAAAAGCAGACCCACUAUUGUCUUCUGCCACACUAAAGCAGACACUGAAAAGCUCGCCGACUUACUCGCCACUGCUCAUGGUAUUGCUGUACGAGGUAACUCGAACGCUGGUGUUGCUGGUCAAACUAAACUUCUAAAGUUGCAGCGAGUGCUUUUCGCUGGUAUCGCUUACCAUCACGCGGGCUUGGAAGCCGGUGACCGUCGAAUUGUAGAGCGUGCCUUCAGUGACGGAAAUAUCCGAGUGCUUUGUGCCACUAGCACUUUGGCAAUGGGUGUCAACCUCCCGGCUCACUUAGUGGUGAUAAAAGGAACAAAAGCUUGGCGGGGCGGCGGCAAUGGAUACCAAGAUUUGGACCAGGCAACCAUUCUGCAAAUGAUUGGACGAGCCGGUCGUCCAGGCUUCGAUACUAGCGGAACGGCGGUGAUAAUGACGGACAACAAGUCAAAGGUGUAUUUCGUCAAUCUUGCUACCAGUGGCCUCAGGCCGGCAAAGAGUCGUUUGAUGACCAAACUUGACGACAUCAUAAACGCAGAAAUUUCUCAAAGAGUGGUCGAGAGUAGGGAAGCAGCUUUCAACUGGAUCAAAAGCACCCUGCUUUUCAUUCAGCUACGUGGCAAUCCCGAUGCAUUUAACCUCGAAGCCGGAUCGAAUACCAGCGUUGAGGCUUACUUUCGAAAAGUAUGCGAAGAAUCGAUCAAUCGACUACAUUCAAUCGGUACUUUGCUCAAAGAUGACAAGUCCUGCCUCCUUCCUUCCGCCGCGAGCCAUAUUAUGAGUCAGCAUUUGGUCACCUAUUCGGCGAUGGAAAUUAUCGUCAACCUGCCGUUUGACGCCAGUCAGCACCAAAUGUUGAAGGCCAUUUGUAACAUGGAAGGUUUGCGUCGUCCAGUCCGUCGGUCGGAAAAGAAACUUCUCAACGAAAUGCACAAAAUGGUCAAGUACAAACUUGAAGGACCAGCUAGUAAGGCGAGGGUCAAGGAGUCAGAGCAAAAAGCUUUUGUUCUCCUGCAGGCAAGUAUUGGUCGUAUACAUAUCAAUGAAUUCAGCCUUCGCCAGGAAAUGUGCGGCAUGGUGGAUUUUGCGUCGCGGAUGCUUUCGGCAACUGAAGAGUUCAGUGCUAGCGGAAGCCAGAAUGGGGGUGUUCUUGUGCAGUCUUUCAAGCUCAGACGAGCGCUCGCGACAAGCCUCUGGUGUGGCAGAGAUGGGAUUCUGGGCCAGUUCAAAAGUCUCGGAACGGAAACUCUGGUCGGCCUUCGUUUCAACGGAAUUAAUACCUUUGAAGAUGUCGUAGCUUCUAAUGAACACAUGAUCGAAAAAGCGGCGAAAAGAUUGCCUCCCUUUGGAUCAAAUUUGAAAGCAGCGGUCGCAAAGGUAGUGAAAAGUAGACUUCGACUAUUCUGUCAGCUGGACUCGGUAUCUGGGUCCGCAACACCUUCCCAUCUCAUAUGUAAGGUAAAUCGGCAACCAGCAGUAGAUUCGGAAAGACUGGAAAGACAUGAUGUCGAUACGAAAAGUUCAGCCUCACAGUCGGUUCUAACUUACGCACUGAUUGUACACACCGAUCGACCCGGGGGAUGUCUGCUGUUUGAAAGGAAUAUAAGUGCCCCGGCCAUAUUUGUAGUUGAAUGCCCCCCAGGGUUUUCUGUGGCAAGCAUUCAUCUUUUGGCGUCAAUGGUCGGUCUUGAUGUGAUGAACAGCAAGAAUGUGUCAAGCUGUACAUCACCGCUCGAUCCAACAGCGGCAUCGGUUUCGUCUGCCCUGCUGACCGCUAAGAACGAGCAUGCCUCCCUGUCCCCAACAAGAGAAAUUGGAGAACAGGAUUUCAUGCAUCCAGCAAGGCUUCCUGUAGAGUGUCCUCGCGACCAAAAUGAAAAUAUUUGCUUUCCAACGUUAGCACAACGUAGCAUCUCUCCAGAGACGAGGCCUUACCGUCUUCCUGGUUAUGGUCCAACAACUGCUGUCGGAAGGGAUCCCCAUCGGGUGUGGCAGCAAGCAAAGCGAACACAAAUACGAUCGCAGCAGCGUGUCUUCGCACGCAAAAAGGACAACCCAUUUUCUUGCUAUCAGCACGAUCCGAACAACGCUGAGUCUCACCUUGACGGCCUUGCAGGACGAAACUUCACCAAACAACCGAAAGUUAGUGGCAUUAUUCCGAGCGAAGCACUGCGCAAUUUAGACGAAAUCUGCAACGAUGCGCUGUCGAAUUCAAAAUUCACACACGACCCGUCCUUGCAGAGGAAUAGUCGUGCCGGUGCGUCGAAACGGCCACGAGGUAAUAGUGCGAACGAUAGCCACAGUGUGCUGGCAAUGAAAGCUGCCGAGCUCAACUCAGUACAAUAUCGUGGAUCCCGAUUUGAACCAAUGUCGUUCAACAGUGCCUAUCAGGAUCACCGAGUACAGUUUGGUUCUCAAUUUCACAACCAAAUGCGCCCGAGUCAGACGCCAUUCCUACUUGAUCAAUCUCAACAGGGUGGGCUAGGAGUAAUGUUGUCAAAUCGCGUUCCGGCUUGCAUCGAUGGCAACGCGUUUAGCUACCACCAGAGGCGUCCUUUUUCUCACAACGCCAGCUUUCUGGACCAACGCAGCACCCCCGAGGGAACUAACGCUUCAUUUUGGAGACAGAACGGGUUAGCAGAAAAUCUCAGUGGGCAGGUGUAUCGAGCAGGCGAAUAUACUGGUCUGAGUACGGGACAAGAGGAAAAGAACAUGGCUUUCGCUCCCCCUAUUGCCAUGUCGGCGUCUAGCUGGAACGCGAUCAAGUGCAUCCACCCCCAGGAUGAUCUUGUAGGCGACGACAGCAAACUCGCGGACGGAAAAUGUGAGAACUUCGAUGCCGCUUUCUUUUAG